Molecule: messenger RNA, 783 nt
Organism: Sphaeroforma arctica JP610
Lineage: Eukaryota; Ichthyosporea; Ichthyophonida
Exons: 1
Source: RefSeq, a predicted model, not a curated record
CUACGUCUCCGGGGAGAGUCCGGUGACGCCAUCGAUGAAGGGUAUAUCAACACAGACCCAGCCAAGCAAAAGGACGGGGAAUCAUUUACCUCAAAUUACAUACGGACCCACAAUUCAGUGCCAAACGGCCCCGAAUCGAGUUUAAAAAAGCCAAAAACGGGGUCAGAUAUGCUCACGGGCUACAUGCAGAUGCACAACCCGGUAUCCAAAGAUACCAAGUGGCGUCCAGCCGAUUUUAAAGACGGCUAUGUGGAUAUGACACACCCCAACCAGCCUCUGAGCAAAGCCCAGGGGUACGUGAAGAUGGAGGCGAGCCGAGAGAACUCUGCGGGGGGACUACUGCCUACCCAUGGCACACAUGGGCUGGACUCACACCCCGGCCAGGCAAACAACGCCACGCCACAGGGUUACCAUGGCAACGACAGGGGACACGCGCACGGUACCACCUCGCGUGCAGAUACAGCAGGUGGUAAGGAGAAGCCCAAAACGUCGUGCCUGGGGACUCGACCAAGCUCAUCUGGGGUGGUGAGUGUGGGCAGUGCCGACAGUGUGAGGAACGAUAAUGGGGUGAGUAUAGGCGAUAGGGACAGAGGCAGAGGCAUGGGGAAGCAUGUUUGCGUGUCAGUGCUGCGGGGUGUGGAUGACGAUGAAGAUCAGAAUACGAGUACGUGUCUGUAUACGGAUAUCAAUCUCCGUCCCGAGAGUUGACCGGUGAGCGUCAUGGGCUGUUGUAUUCUUAUACACGCAUCUCAAACAACAAGGUGUUGCAACGGUGGGGUUGGG